Rotaria socialis is the source of this 1797-nucleotide messenger RNA. Lineage: Eukaryota; Metazoa; Rotifera; Eurotatoria; Philodinida; Philodinidae. The record is from the annotation of a GenBank genome assembly.
AUGGCUUUGCACAAAUUUUCCAAAAUAAAAUCAUUUCAUGUUGAUUAUUGUGGUUGUACAGCAGCAACAUCACUAUUAAGUGAGCAAUCAAUACGAGAUGCAAUUAAUUUUAUUCGACAAAAUAAACCAAAACGUGAAUUUAUUAAAACAACUGUAUCGGUAUCGAAAGAUGGUGUAAAAAUUAUCUAUGGUAAUGAUCAUAAAUAUUCCACACAUGUGCCAACAUCUAUGAUUGCUGGCUCAACUACAGGAAAAUCUUCUCUGCAUGAUACUGUUGGUGUUGUUUAUAUAUCACCACUUACGGGUCGUCAUUAUCCAGCAUUUAUUCAUAUAUACCGGUGUGAUUCAACGCGUACAGCUCAAAAAUUAUUAUCUCGCCUCCGUGCCUACACUCAUAAUGAAAAGCAUCGCUCGAAAAUUACACAACUUGAACAACAUUUACUUCAUCAAAAUUUACUUAAUCUAGAUCAUUAUGAUAGUUUAAAAUUACAAUCAGAAUCAUCAAAUACGGCAACUUUAAAUUCUGAUAAAACAAAUACAAAUAUUUCAACUUCAUCAACUAAUAGUAGUAGUCGACAAGAUAGAAUAGAUCCGGUUAAAUCAAUUACAGAAGAAUUUCAGAAAAAACUUGAAUCACAAGAACCUCUUCUAUUUCCGCCAAAAGACUAUGAUACAGUACGUGCUAGUCAUGGAAAUAUUCAACGAGCUCAAGCAUGGAAAAGUACAGAGCCGACUAUUGUGGGUUAUACACCGAUUGAUCCAGAUAAUAAUCAAACGCGACGACAAACAUUUUCAAAUUAUAAUUCAGCAAAUCAUUAUUCUAGCACAGAUGAACUUCAAAAAUCAGGACUUAACAAUGGUGAAAUUGAUAAAAAUGGCAGACCACGUUUUGUUACUCAGAGAAGUGACACCACUAUGGAUCCGGUGGAAACAGUCAGUUUAGCUUUUGACUUUCUUAAAGAUGAAACAGGUUCGAUAUUCACUGAGAAUGAUGGCAAUAUUGAACACCUUGACACUGAAAAACAAGAUAAACAACCAAUUUUUCGUUUUCGACCACCACCAAUUACUGCUAUUACGAAAAAACUUUUUACGCGUAAUAACAAUUAUGAACUGUCGAAUAAUUUACCGCAACAAAAUCCAGCAUUGAAAAAUGAAUUAAAUGCAUACUAUCAUAAUGCUCAUUAUCAACAACGACAAAUGCCGUAUGGAAAUCGAACUCGUUCUGAAACAAAUUUAUUGUAUGAACCACAACCUAGAAUGCAUCUUAGUCCUCGUUAUGAAAGUCGUCUUGUCAAUGGAAGCGGUGCACCAAUUUCAACAAAUCCACUUUGGGCAGCUUCAUCUCCAAUAAUGAUCGGUUCACAACCAAACUUGUUGUCAUAUCAAAGUUGCAUCACUCCAGCACCUCACUAUUAUCAGCAGCAACAGCACCAACUUAGUUCACCUCUUGAACAACGAAUUACUUCAGCACCUUUACAACAUCCUCUCUAUGCGAGUUAUCCGAAUAAUAAUGCAGCUAUCAUGACAAGACUACAUGAAAAUCAAAUGAAACGACCAGUAGUAUCAGCACCGCCGCCACCGCCACCACAUUUACAACCAUCACAUCUAAAUAGAAAACAAACAACACAAUCGCAGUUCCUCGAUACAAAUGAAUUUAUUCUACGUGCAUCCGAUGGAUCAUUAAUGAGUAGUUCUCAAUAUUCUAUUCGACCUGUAACAGGUGUAUCACGAAAUCAUAGACCUCAUUCAAUUAAUGUAAAUGACCACGAUAAUUCUAUGCUUGAUGUAUACUAUUGA